AUGUCGACAAAGCAAAAUGUUGAACUUGAAGAUGUCUGGGCGCACGUUGCAACUGGUAUCAAAAUGGUUUUUGAUUAUGAAACGAUGCAACCUGAUAAAUGGAUGCAAUUGCACUCGCUCGUUUACGAUUACUGUACGAAUGUCAACAACUAUUCAGCCGGUUCUCGCCCUAAUCCAGUAGUUCAGCGAAAUAGUGAUGAUGGCGAAGGAGCAAAUGUUAUUGGGAAAAAACUAUACAUGAGAUUGAAACAGUCUUUAAGCGAUUAUUUGCAAAACUUAAGAAGAAAUGACUGUCAACGUCAAGAUGAAUAUACUGUACUCAGUCUUUAUUGUGAGAAUUGGAUUAAAUAUCAGUUUUGUAGUCGAGUGAUAAAUGGUAUUUUUUCAUAUAUAAACAGACAUUGGGUCGCACGAGAACUAAAAAACCAAUCGAAAGCUGAAAAACAAUCGAUUUAUGAAGUAUUUGAACUGGCACUGUUCGUAUGGAAACAUGUCUACUUUGAACCAGUGAAUACUCAAGUGACAAAUGCCUGUUUAAACCUGAUUCAGAGUGAACGAAACAAUGAAGUUAUUCCAAGUCGACUGAUUUCAAAUGCUAUUGCAAAUUAUGUUACACUUGGUUUCAAUGAAGCAUCACCAUUAUAUAUUUAUCAAACAUAUUUUGAAAAACAAUUUUUGAUGGCCACUGAACAUUAUUAUAAAAUAGAAUCUGCCACUUUUCUUAUGAGUAAUUCUGUUACUGAUUAUCUGUCAAAAGUCGAAACACGUUUAAACGAAGAAGAACGUCGAAUUACUUAUUUACAUCAAUCAUCAUUGGCUUCAUUAAUAAGAAUAUGUGAAAACGUUCUAAUCAAAGAUCAUCUCACAGAAAUAUAUGCUGAAGCAAAAUUAUUGUUAAACAAUGAUAAUAAUCAAGCAUUAGCCAAAUUGUUCAAAUUAAUCAGCCGUGUACCAAAUGCCACUACUGGACUUAAAUCAAUUACUGAGGAACACAUUCACUCGAAAGGCCUCGAAGCGAUGGAGGAUAUCAGUAUACAAACAGCUACCAAUAAUGAUGAUCCGAAACCAUAUGUUGAAAAAAUUCUUGAACAGCACAAAAAAUAUUUAACAUUGGUUGAAGAAUCAUUUGAUUCUGACCGAGGGUUUUUGACCGCAUUAGAUAGAGCAUGCAGUAAAUUUAUCAAUCAAAACGCAGUUACAGGCAUUAAUAUUAAAAAAACACCACAAUUGUUGGCUAGUUAUUGUCAUAUAUUAAUGAAAAAAGGAGAAAAAACAGCUGCUAACAAUGAAAUAGAAGAUGUUUUAAAUCAAAUAAUGAUUGUGUUCAACUAUAUUCAAGAUAAAGAUGUGUUUGAAAACUUUUAUGGUAAACUAUUAGCGAAACGUUUAGUUAGUAAAGUAUCAGCAUCGGAUGAACUUGAAGAAAAUAUGAUAUCCAAAUUAAAAAGCGUUUGUGGCUUUGAAUAUACAUCAAAAUUACAGCGAAUGUUUCAAGAUAUUACUGUGAGUAGAGAUUUGGUUGAACAAUAUCUAAAACAACGACAGCUAUCACUUGAUUUCUCUAUUAUCGUGCUCCGUACAAACGUAUGGCCAUUCACACCACCUCACACAUUCAUCGUGCCUAAUGAAGUGAGUUGA
Messenger RNA from Didymodactylos carnosus, 1638 nucleotides. NCBI's taxonomy places the organism in Eukaryota, Metazoa, Rotifera, Eurotatoria, Philodinida, Philodinidae. The record is from the annotation of a GenBank genome assembly.